AUGCUGCAGAAUAAACAUGACCAGAUUCAGCAACGAUGCGUCGGGAAAAGAAAAUAUUUAAUUGCCAUAAUGAGCGGAAGAAGCACGUAUUUGAAUGAUUAUUACCGGCUGGGGAAAUUGGCUCGGCUAUCGAUUUACGAUCUACGGAGUACGGAGCGCUCAGUUUGGCACGGGCCGUUUGAGUGA
Molecule: messenger RNA, 186 nt
Organism: Pochonia chlamydosporia 170
Lineage: Eukaryota; Fungi; Ascomycota; Sordariomycetes; Hypocreales; Clavicipitaceae
Exons: 1
Coding region: 1-186 (61 amino acids)
Source: RefSeq, a predicted model, not a curated record